Molecule: messenger RNA, 570 nt
Organism: Cephus cinctus (wheat stem sawfly)
Lineage: Eukaryota; Metazoa; Arthropoda; Insecta; Hymenoptera; Cephidae
Product: nucleoredoxin-like
Exons: 2
Coding region: 21-530 (169 amino acids)
Source: RefSeq, a predicted model, not a curated record
CAACAAAUUUUGUCUGAUCCAUGGAAACACGGAUAACACGCGGCUGGCGUCAAUAUACAGUAAAUUCAAUUAGAAAAUUUGUAAAAUCAAUGGAGCUGCUACGAGGAAAUGCAUUGUUCAAUUAUAAACAGGAAUUAGUAAUGGUGAACGAUGCUCUCAGAGAGAUUCGUUAUCUUGGUUUAUAUUUCACAGCCGCGUGGUGUCCACCCUGUCAAAUAUUUCUACCCCUAUUAAAGAGCGUAUACGAGAGAACGCGCGAGGCUGAACUCAAAUUUGAAAUUAUUUACAUACCAUCUGACUAUGACGAGGACAAUAUGUUAGAAUGCUUUACAACGAAACAUGGACCCUGGUAUGCCAUACCCGCUGGCCGAGUAGCGGAAGCACUACGAAAAAAGUACCACGUAAUUUCCUUACCGACUUUAAUCAUCCUGGAUAAGAAUGGUCAAGUGAUGACAAAAAAUGGUAGAAUCGAGAUUGAGGAACAUUCGGACAAAGUCUUAUCCUUAUGGUUUCCAGAAUUCGUAGAAUGAACCGCGAAUUUUCCCGCGGUUUAGAGUAAAUAUCGAAAUU